AUGUCGCCCAAACGUGGUUGUCGGCAAAGCACGGAUUCCAUCCUCAUCAAUCGAUCGCGUGGCAGAAACGAAAUCACAGACGAUAAGCUGCCCCAGCCCCCGGAUCGCGAGGCUGGGGUUGUGUGCGACCUUAUCAGGCUUAUCUAUACGCCUGCGCCUGCGGCCUACGGGCAGAAGGCCAAGUUUGCGACGGUUGUUGAUGCGUGGUGGUCCUUUCGGGAUCAUCUCCUUUGUUGGGAAAGAGCUAGGAUGUUGGAGCUGCCUUUGAUACCGGUAUAUAUAGAGUUUGAAGUUCAAUUGCUUGCGUUGAUUCCACGUGGCAUGGCAUGCAUGGGAGGUCGUGUGAAGAUGCUGGGAUUUGCUGCGCCAAUGCUACCUCCAUUCAGGCGCCCCGCUUUGUAG
Molecule: messenger RNA, 402 nt
Organism: Pseudocercospora fijiensis CIRAD86
Lineage: Eukaryota; Fungi; Ascomycota; Dothideomycetes; Mycosphaerellales; Mycosphaerellaceae
Exons: 7
Coding region: 1-402 (133 amino acids)
Source: RefSeq, a predicted model, not a curated record